AAGACAAUCGAUCACAGAAAUAGCGAGCGAGCGAGAGAGAGAGAGAGAGAGAAGUCGCAAAGGCGACGAUUACCAUCUGAUCUCGCCGCAUUGCCAUCUCACCCUUCCUCUCUCCGCUUCAGAUCCGAAUCUCGGGCAACAAAUCUCGAUCCGAUCCCCCCGAAUUCAGGAUUUAUAAAGCUUCCUGACUGGCAAGCUUAGGACAAACUGCAGAAGCUGGUAUGGGAGCAGAGAAUAGCAACUGGCAUUCGGAGUUAAGUUAUGACCAGUGGGCAGCUCUAUCUGUCUCUGGUCUACGACCUUCAGCUCGUUACAAGCAUGCAUCAGCUGUGUUUGAUGACAAAUUAUACAUUUCUGGUGGAAGUCGAAAUGGUCGCUACCUAUCUGAUAUUCAGGUUCUUGAUCUUAAAACUUUGGCAUGGUCUCCUCUGAAACUGAAGGUUGAAAAAAAUGCAGACAACAGUAAAGACAGUCUUGCAGGGGAAAUACUUCCCCCCACGUCUGGUCAUAGUAUGUUUAAAUGGGGAAACAAACUUCUGCUUCUUGGUGGGCAUUCAAAGAAUGUUUCUGAUAGCAUAACAGUGUGGUUCAUUGAUCUGGAAUCAAACCAAUGUGGUAUUUUGGAGACCUCUGGAAAAGUUCCGUUAGCUCGUGGUGGGCAGUCUGUAACACUGGUUGGCUCUAGACUGAUAAUGUUUGGUGGGGAAGACAGGCAGAGGCGGCUCCUCAAUGAUAUCCAUGUACUUGAUCUUGAGACAAUGGUUUGGGAUGUUUUGGAGACUAAGCAGACACCCCCAGCUCCAAGGUUUGAUCACACAGCAGCAGUGCAUUCAGAGCGUUACCUUCUAAUUUUUUGUGGCUGUUCUCAUUCCAUCUUCUUCAAUGAUCUUCACGUUCUGGACUUGCAGACUAUGGAAUGGUCACAACCACAAAUUCAAGGCAGUACUGUGACCUCUAGAGCUGGUCAUAGCGGCAUCACCAUUGAUGAGAACUGGUAUAUUGUUGGUGGUGGUGAUAAUAGAAGUGGUGCUUGUGAAACUCUUCUGUUAAAUAUGUCUACUCUUGUAGUUUCAGUCUUAGCAAGUGUAAAUGGAAGAGAUCCACUUGCCAGUGAGGGACUCAGUGUUUCUUCAGUGUUAUUAGACGGAGAGAAGAUUUUGAUUACGUUUGGUGGCUACAAUGGGACAUAUAACAACGAGGUGUAUGUUAUGAGACCCAAGCCAAGGAAUUCUCCACAUCCCAAAAUUUUUCAAUCACCGGCAGCCGCAGCAGCUGCAGCCUCUGUAACUGCUGCGUAUGCCCUCACCAAAUCUGGGAAGUUAGACUUAUCUGAGGCAGAGGAUUCAGACAUUAAGGUAGUGGAAGAAAAUGGCUCCCAGCGUGAUCUUUUGAGUGAGAUCAAUGCAGUUAAAGAAGAAAAGGUGGUGUUGGAGGCAGCCCUUGAAGAAAUCAAAGCGGAAAAUUCAAGUCUCAAGGGAAAGAUCGAGGAUACUGCUACUACUUACGCUGACUUGUCAAAAGAACUCCAAUCAGUCCAAGGUCAACUGGUGACAGAGAGAUCAAGAUGUGCUAAACUGGAGGCACAGAUUGCAGAGCUACACAACAUGCUGGAGUCAUUGCCAUCCCUAGAAGAAGAGGUAAAAUUACUCAGGAACCAAAAAUCUGCUUUGGACCGGGAUAUGGAGCUUGCUUCGUCUGUUCAGAGACAGAAAUCUGGUGGUGUUUGGAAGUGGAUAGCUGGAUAGAAGGGAAUUACUUUGUCCAUCACAGUUGCAAGGUCAGUAUACCUCAACCAAAAUUGGAUCGAAAUGCCAAACUAAGAAUUCAUCAACCAAAAUUGUUGCUGCCCUAAGAGUAUCCAAACUCUAUCGUCACUUUUAGCUCAUGCAGAAAGAGUAUUUGUUAUCUAUUGGAAGCAUUGCGGCAUUGUGUAGAGGAGAAUUUCAUCACUAUAGUAAAUUGCUUUCAGAACAUCUCUCUGUUGUCUUUCAAUACCAGUCACUCAAUUCUUUGUAGUAACUUUACCUUUUGACACCUAUAUGCGCGAUUGUUGCCGUAUAACAGUAUUAGAUCAGACCAUUUUCACUUUUGUACCUGCAUUCGGUUGAUUCUUGUCAUUGUAAUAGUGGGAAUCUGUGUUUUAAGAAUUUGAAACCAAGUUAAUGAGAAGCUUGCAGUUUGGUUUUGCAUUAA
Diospyros lotus (date-plum) is the source of this 2193-nucleotide messenger RNA. Its product is annotated as acyl-CoA-binding domain-containing protein 4. Lineage: Eukaryota; Viridiplantae; Streptophyta; Magnoliopsida; Ericales; Ebenaceae. Gene Ontology annotation, molecular function: protein binding. Bases 222 to 1745 code for a protein of 507 amino acids. The transcript is spliced from 14 exons. The record is from RefSeq and is a predicted model, not a curated record.